Molecule: messenger RNA, 2107 nt
Organism: Sabethes cyaneus
Lineage: Eukaryota; Metazoa; Arthropoda; Insecta; Diptera; Culicidae
Gene: Ipk2
Product: inositol polyphosphate multikinase
Exons: 5
Coding region: 502-1770 (422 amino acids)
Biological process (GO): inositol phosphate biosynthetic process
Cellular component (GO): nucleus; cytoplasm
Molecular function (GO): inositol-1,4,5-trisphosphate 3-kinase activity; inositol tetrakisphosphate kinase activity
Source: RefSeq, a predicted model, not a curated record
GCGAAUUCGCAUCGUUGGAGUGCUAUUAUAUUCCUAGCUUUUGUAUGAUAGAAAAAGUUUUUGCUUGUACUGUGCUGGAUGCUACGAUAUUUGACAAAUUAAUACGACAUUUCGUGUAAGUGCCAAUCUGAACAUAUAGACGAACAAUGUAUUGAAUAGCAACUAUUGUUUGAUUUUCUGUAAUAUUGUGCUUUGUUCGUAUCGUCGAACACCGUGACUAAAAUACCACGGAUUUUGCAGACAGGUACUUCGGUGCAGUAAUUGUGGAAAGGGAAAUGUUUUAUGCUCAAUGAUAGCUGGAAUUAUGUGCUACCUCGCUUAAACUUUAUUUUUGUUUAAACAACGCACAAUUAUUAGUGAGAUUUCUGUUUUUGUGGACGCAAUCAGUUGUGCCAUUAUUUCACACAUUACAUUAGGCCACAGUAAAUUCAACGUUACUAGCUGAAACAUAGUUAUUUUAAUAUGAAGUUGAAUGAACAUAUUUGGGAAUGACUCUCAUUUAUGAGCCACAUUCAUCGGCAACUUAAACUGCCUCCUUACCAGAAAAAGAAAAAUCACCAUGCACACUGUUUCGAAGGUCAGUUCGCUCGUACAUUGAAAAUGUCAUCCAGCCUGGAAUAUCCGGAUCUGCCCGAAGGGGUGCAGCCAUUGGAGAAUCAAGUAGCGGGACACGCUUUUCAGCAGGGAACUGAUAAUAUAGGACUAUUAAAAAAUGCAUCCGACGGUUCCGUUUUGAAACCAGCUGGAAAAUUGCUGUGUGGAACUCGUGAAAUUAAAUUCUACGAGGAAGUCCAAGCUGCUACCAAAGAAACGGAUUUGGUUACACUGAAAGGAAUAAUUCCCCAGUAUAUGGGACACUUAAAUUUCCCUGUAGAUGGGAAACCUGUGCAAUUUCUAAAACUAUCGGAUUUGACCUAUGGUAUGCUGGAACCUUGCAUAAUGGACGUUAAAAUCGGAAGCCAAACUUGGGAUCCCUUGGCAAAUGAAGAGAAGCGAAAGUCAGAAGAAUCGAAGUAUCAAGCCUGCAAGAAACACUUGGGACUAUGCAUACCUGGUUUUCAGGUCUAUUCAAUUGCGAAUGGUCGCGUUAUGCGAUAUGGCAAGGAGUAUGGGAAAAAACUGACGGCAGUUACUGUUAAAGAUGCAUUCCGUAAGUUCCUAAAUGCUGAAAGUGGCUUAUGUCGGCAGUUAUUGAUUCAGUUUUUGUCGGAUCUUUGGACUAUUCAGAAAUGGGCCCGGAUGCAAACUACUUUCCGGCUAUACGCCAGUUCCGUCCUGCUAGUAUAUGACGCGCGUCGUCUUAAACCGAUGCUGCAACAUCAAUCCAAAAGUCUGAAUAGUAUUAAUAGCAAACCAAGCGCUAGCAAUUCGUGCCCUAGUAGUCCCACCGAAGCAAACAGCUGUACGAAUAGUCCCCGUGCAGGCUCUAGCUCUCCCUUGCAAACUUCACCCACUGGUACGGACUCCGGGGUGGAACCGUUGCAACAAUACUUCAAAAUACAGAGGAGUCAUUCGGCUAUGCACAACUAUGAAGAGGAAAUGAAGGCUAUGCGCGACAACUAUAUUCUAAUGAGAGAUAAUCUAGUCGGUUCGUACGAUAACAAAGUAUGGGCCAGUGCUCGUAUGAUUGACUUUGCACAUGUGUUCCCAGCCGAAGAAGAUACUGUUGAUAACAACUACUUGCAGGGCAUCGACAGUUUGGUUAAAAUUUUUGAAUGUUUUUUGAGAGAAUGUGAAGCAGAGAAUGCUCCCAAACUGGGUGUACCAUAGAUAUGCACAUUUAUAAAAAAGAGGCAUCAUGAUUUAAAAUCUAUUGUUCAAAUUUUUGUAUUUAUUCUAGCCAUGAUCCUAGAUCAUUCGAUAACGUCUAAGCCUAGCACAGGAUGUUGGAAAUAUGAGCUGGCAAAUGCUUUUUACAGAUUCGAAGUACUUUACGUUAAAAAAUGUUUGUUUUUCUUUAAUCAUUUGCUUUUUAAGUUUUAAUAUGAGUAAGCACCAGCCAUGAUGAAAGACAAAGAUAUUUAUGGUUAUGUUAACAGCUACGCUUUAGAUUGGUUCUCUUAAUUAGACAUAAAGAACUGGUUGAAUAAUAAACCCAUGGCCCCAU